GAGGCGCAGACGUGCGCAGUUCCAAAAACUCUGCCUCUUCUGGACCGCGUUCAAGUCCGCCACUAAAACCUGUCCAAAAGUCUGACUCGCGGAGGAAGGAAGAUUGGAAAAAAAAAAUUAAGGUGCUCGCUGACUUGAGUUUGCUGCCCGACUGCCAAGAAUUCUCUUCCGGUGUGCAUUUUUUUUCCUGAGAACACAGCACCGUGAAAAAGUCUUAAAAAAGCAGAUUUUUUUCUCCUGUUUUUUAAAAGACAUGUGAAGGUACCGGCUUCAGUUUCACACGGCCUCUUCUGGACACCCACUAAAAUCAAUGCAGUACAGUGCAAUGGACGAGUUCCACCCUUUCAUCGAGGCGCUUCUCCCUCAUGUGCGCUCCAUCGCCUACACCUGGUUCAACCUGCAGGCCCGCAAACGCAAGUACUUUAAGAAGCACGAGAAGCGCAUGUCCAAGGACGAGGAGCGCGCGGUGAAGGACGAGCUGCUAAGUGAAAAGCCUGAGAUCAAGCAAAAAUGGGCAUCGCGCCUGCUGGCUAAGCUGCGUAAGGACAUCCGGCAGGAGUACCGCGAGGACUUUGUGCUCAGCAUGACGGGCAAAAAGCACCCGUGCUGUGUGCUCUCCAACCCAGACCAGAAGGGCAAGAUCCGCCGCAUCGACUGCCUGCGCCAAGCGGAUAAAGUGUGGCGCCUGGACUUGGUGAUGGUGAUCCUGUUUAAAGGCAUCCCGCUGGAGAGCACGGAUGGAGAACGUUUAGUCAAAUCACCCCAUUGCACCAACCAGGCACUCUGCGUCCAGCCACACCACAUCACCGUCUCGGUGAAAGAGCUAGAUCUGUUCCUGGCCUACUACGUACAGGAUCAAGACUCGCAGCAGUCAGGAAGUCCCAGUAACAAUGAGCCUGGCAAGAACCCUCCAGUUUACUUGGAAGACAGUUUUGUCAAAUCAGGCGUGUUCAGUGUUUCCGAGCUGGUGAGAGUAUCCAGAACUCCUAUCACACAGGGGGCAGCCGUGAAUUUUACGAUGGCGGACCUGCCCAGUCAGCCGUAUUACCAUGAACUCAACUCAGUGAGCUUACACCGCUCCCUCUCCUCCCCUCCUGUUGGCAAACGGUCCAAGACGGUUCAAGAGGACAGCAUGGAGACAAGUCCCACAGGUCCAGACUUCUACUCUUCACCCAGCUCACCGGUCAGCCGACCCUGGCACGAGAGAGACCAAGCUGAGAUGUCCUCUCCAACCAUGAAGAAGGAUAAGCCACUGUUCAGUCCAACCUCCCCACAGGAUUCAUCACCCCGUUUGACUACGUUUCCUCAGCACCAUCAUCCAGGCCUGACCAGUGUGGGUCACAGUGUGAUCUCUACAAGGAGUCCUCCCCCUCACUCUCCACUGCAGUUCUCAACUCCUGCCAUCCUUCCUCCAGCCCCCUCCUCUUACUUCUCCCAUACCACCAUCCGCUACCCUCCUCACCUCAACCCAGCUGACACGCUCAAGAACUACGUGCAGCCUUAUGAUCCGUCCAGUCCUCAGAGCAGCCAGCCGAACAGCAGUGGUCAGAUGGUAGGAAAGGUUCCAGGCCACUUCACACCGGUUCUGACCCCGUCACCCCACCAUGGCGCGGUGAGACCCGUUUCUCUCUCAAUGCCAGACACCAAGCCCAUCACCACGUCCUCAGAGGUUGUGUGUAUGUCAGGAUACUCAACCCCUGGCACCCCUACCGCUAACCGUUUUGUUGGACUGAGCCCUAGAGACCCAGCCUUCCUUCACCAGCAACAGCUGAGGAUUUGUGACUGGCCCGUGAAUCAAAACAGCAGGUCUUAUGGCUCAGAGGAGGCUUUGGGGAUUUCUUGGCAAAGUCCUGGUACCUGGGCGAGCUUAAUUCCAUUCCAAGUGUCGAACGGGACUCAGAUUCUGCCAACAAAUGUCCAGAACUACAGCAUAAACAUCAUUGGUGAGCCUCUUCUCCAGGCAGAGACAAGCAACUGAGGGGUGCGAGUGGGGGGCUCUGAACUGACAGAUCUAUGGACAAACCAGCAAGCAGCACUUAUACAUUUCGCCAAUGACUUUUACUCCCUCCCACUGAAGGACUUUGACCUAGACCAGGAUAGUGGGUUGGGGUGAAGCUGGCACGAGCCUCUCCAAGCCAGUUAGUUAUUGUGUGAGGACACCCCUCAACUGACAUACUGUGAUAUUUACCAUACCGAAAAUUAGAUGCCUUAAUGUUUUUGCAUGAUGUUAGUCUUGCAUAGUGAUUUUUUUCUUCAUUCUUAUGUCACAAUUUCUAGUCUGAGUUUAUGAGCAGGUAUAGAAGGAGAGGUGCACAAGGGCUGGCUAGCUGGACUAUUUUUUGUUUUGUUUUGUUUUAAGGCAGGCUCCAGUUCUGAUGACCUUAUCAAAUAAGACACAACCCUAAUCAUGACUUAUUCAUAGGAACACAUUGAGCAAUUGAGAUUUUUCUUGUCUUCUAAAUUGCAUUUUCCGCAAUCAAAAGGCACUUUUGGUAUCUUAAACCUUGUCAAUCCUGGGCUUGGAUCUCCUUUAACACUAAAGGCUAAUAUCUAACUAAGAGUUAAGAACUCAGAUUUUUAUAGUAGAAGAGAAAGACCUGUAUUUCUAGGUUAGAAAACCCCAUUGGAUGUUUUUCAUGUAUCCUUUACAAAGGAUUUUCAAAAAAAGGAAAAAAAACAAAACUGAAAAUAUCUCAUAUGAGGCAAGUGCAAUUGAAAUAAUUUUGUACUGAAGGGAAGCUAUCAUAGUCUGUCUGCCCUGGGACUCUAAAGGAAGGGGGAGAAACUAUUUUAAGUUCUUUUAUUUCUACAACAGAUAAAAUCACAUUAAUCGUUCAUUUUAAAACAGAAAAGUUGUGAUGAGAUUAAAAAGAGAUGUGAUUGACGGUCAAAGUUUACCUGAGCGGAACACAACACAGCACUUCUCUUGAGCCAUACCCAAGCACUAGGGUAAUUUUUUAUUUAUUAUGUAAAAUGACAAACAAAACUUAAAAAGAUAAAAAUGUAAAAUAUGGCUCAAUUUGAUGGAAUUCCUACCUAUUUAGUGUGCAUGUUCAUUUGGGCCAUUAGCUUCUAAAGCUACUGUUUACAUUGUGAUAUUACAGGAGGGAUGCAGGCUGAUAAAGUAAUUUAAGAGAAAAUGAGUGUGUGUGAGAGUGUGUCUGUCUGUGUGUGUGUGUGUGGGUGUUAGUGUGCAUGUUUCUUAUGUUAAAUCUGCACUCAGUUAAACACUAACCUGCAGGGUGAGGCUCUGUCUCAUGGUGCUUCUUUUAUGCCCAAUUUGGUGAAUCUCUUCGUUGUAGUCCCAGAAAUCUCGAAUCGUUCACGGCAGUCCCAAUGCCACCGCCUCUUUAAUCAGAUAUAUUUAUAUAACUAAUUUUUCCAAUAAUCUUAAUUUGCACGAAUUAUAUAUAGUCCACAUUACGUGCCUUGCCUUUGGAUAUAGAAAACAUCACUACACUUGUUUUUGCUGCAUUUAUUACUGUUUUAGAAAGAAAAAAACAUUUUUAUGAUAAGAAAUAUUUUGUACUCUGGAUGAAAUUGUGUCAUUGUUUAUGUUUAGCUUCACUUACUUCUUUAUCUCACAUUUACAGUGCAUAUCAAGGCUGUGUAUAGUUGCUGUUUUAAAGUUUGUAAUCCGACAGCAUUAUUUUUCAGUAUUUUGGUGUUUUUUCUGUUCAUCAUCCAGACAUUACUGGGAGGGAGGGGUCCAUAAUUAUAAGAAUUAUGCAAUACCAAGUUUUGCCUAUGUAGGUAGUGCUUUUAGCUAUGUCGAUUAGAAGCUAGUAUGGAGAUACAGAUAGAUAACCAUUUAUUUUGUUGAUGUUGUCAUUGUUAAUGUUAUUGUUCUUGUUGUUAUUUUCAGUUAGUUUUCUUUUUAUUUGACCAAAGUGGGAACUGCUUUCUAUGCAGUAUAACAAGGUCUUUUUUUUUUCUCCCCUCAAGUGUACUGAAAGCUGGAGAGGUGCGUGCAAGGAUUGUUAAAUUUAGAAUUUAGUUUUCUCAGUGAGGGAGGUCAUUAUUGUUUCACUUUGUAGUCUAAAAAAGCGCUGGAUGAUGUGAAACGGCUGUAAAGGCACUGAUCUGUCUACUGUGACUAACAAACAACUUUGGGUUUUUUUUACGUCACACUGGGGUGCUAGUAUGAUCUUAGAAGAAAGAAAGCUCAACUUGAGACUGACAAUCAGCAUAAAAAUUUGGAGACUGACGUAUUGAUUUUAAAUUAGAUAUAAAUGAGGAUUGUGGACGAUUUCAUCCAGUUAUUCAAUUCUAUAAUUUGUUCUCACUCAGCAUUUUUUAAUAUAAUCACAUAAUACGUUUCACAUUUGCUAUUGUGUCUUAAAAGCUACGAACACUACACUGUUUGCAUAUUAUUAUAAGUAGCAAUAUGCAGUUACAAAAACAGAUGCCUUAAAUCUUUACAAAAGUGACUUGUUAUAAAAUGCGUUACAAUCAUCACGCCAUCAUGCGUGUUAAAAUCUUUUACAAUCAGAAAAUAAAUUUGCUGUGGUUUAUUGUUUCUUAUCUAGAAGAUAUUUCCAGUCUUCGAGAAGUUAGGGUCAGGUCAGGUUCCGAGACAACAUACUAGCUUGAUAUCUAUGUUUUAUAUUUGCCUUCUGAUAAGCUAUGGACAUCAGAGGAAGGGCUAGUUUUAGCCCAUCUUAAAAUAUCUCAUUACAAAUUAAACGUUGAGCACUUACACAGCACAUAGGCAAUCAUCCACCUACAGUGCCCUUUCAAUUCAACUAUGAAGACGCUUCAUGAACUGUAACUCACAACUGUAACUUAGGCAUAACGCAUGUAGUGAUUGAUUGUUAUCAGUUUUAUUUGUUAGAUAAAGACAUUCAGGAUAUCCUUAAAAUGAUCAGCCACAUUGCUCUUUGCACUUGAUCUUGAUAACUGCCAUGCUGCCCAACAGCAGUUCUAAAAUCAUCCACGUCUCACAAUCUACCUAAAAAAAACAACAACAAAACAGGAAACAACUCAAGUCUGGCUCUUUCUUCCUGCACAAAUGUACUAAUUACAGUUAAAAGAAAAAAAAUAACUUGUUCACCUGCAGUCGAAGUGCUUUGCAGCCGUUUGACCAUUGACAGUGCCACUGAAGUGCAUUUUCCUUAUAUUGUCGGCAGUGUUGGAGGUCAGAGAAUAGGUCUUCUUGUUCUAGCUGUAUCUGAAACAGUAAAGAUGGCCAUGCUGAUAAUAGGCCAUAAUGUCUGGUAGUAGUCCUUAGGGAGUAAAAUCUGUUCUGGUAGUGCUGUUAAGCUAAUGCAGUCGUGUUGGUCUGUGUGGAGUGUGUAGCAGAAUGUGACUCUGACGCUAGAAGAGAUUAGCAAAUGAGGUUCUUUUCAUUGAAAUGCCUGCUUGGUUGACAAGUUUGUACACUGUAACUCUUUUUUCCCCUUUUUCUUUUUAAUAUUAAUUUUAUACUAAUUCUUAUUUUGAAAACAAACUACAGCAAAAAUCAUUUUGAAUCUGGGUUUUUUAUUAACUUGCCCAUAAAAAUAAGAAUUUAAAGAAAUCUGGGAUUCUUUUGCUGGGCUGUAAAUGUUAAAAAAUUAUGAAGGUCAUUUGUUUCAUGUUGUUUCAUGUUUUGUUAGAUUAUGUUAAAAUGUAAUGUCAAAAUAAGAAAAGAAAUGAUUAAUUCCAUGUUGGCUAUUAAGUUUUGCUGUUUAAAUAGCAAAAUAGAAUAUGAAAAAACUAAUAGCAUCUUGUCGUCAUGUGCAGCUGUACAACUGCUAUCUGGGUUGACCCUGACACAAAAUGUGUUUAGCAAAUGUGUUUUUUUUUUCAAUUCCCUGCCUAUUUAGAAAAAAUACACUGUAUUUUAUUUACCCUAUGUAACUUCCUUAACAAAAUAAGGAAUAUGCUGUCCAAUUUGUACUGUAAAAUGAAUCUACAACCAGCUUGUUUUGGGAAUGGACUCGGUACAACUCUUGCUGCCCAGAAAUAGAGAAUUAGAAUAAUUUUUAAUUUAAUUUUGUCAUGCGUAUACACUUUUAAUGUAGAACUUAAUUCCUAUGACUGUAAAUGUUUCAAAUUUAAUGAUGAAGGUAAUUUGUAGUGCUUCAUGUAGAUUAACCUGGAGUGUUGUUUUUUCUAGUAUGGACCUAGAGUUUGUGACUUGAUUAUGUGAUAUCGAUAAUAGGGAAAAUAUAAUGAUUCAUGUUGGGUUGUUUUGCUGUUUCGGAAUUAACUGUGGAAAUCCUUGUCCCUUUAAAAAAGGCAAAUGAUUUCAGUCUAUCAUCAGUGAUUACCAGGGUAACUUCUUAACGACGUAGUGUCAUUUUUGAUACAAUGCAGUGCAUCGUUUGGUUUCUGAUUAGACAUUAUUUGUUGACACUUAAAAAUGGUGAUUUUGAAUCAUUUACUUGUGUCCACUGUGGGCUGUGAAUGCCAUGUUAAGUGUUAGUCGCUUGUGUUGUGUAGUUUUAAGAAGUAGAACUUAAACUCCCAGAAGCCUUUGCAUGGCCCCACAGACAUCUCUCAUCACAGAGGAGAAAUUGGCAAAUGGCUGAGUAUUUGCACUUUCCGCAGUUCCCACUACCCUUUCAUUGGUGCGUUGUUUAGUGUUUGCGUGUAUCAUCAGCUCUAGUUGUUCAAUCUAAAUUUUAAUGAUUGUUGUGAUGUCACAGUGUUGCUUACCAUAGCGCACAGUGUUAUGAGGCUUAUGAGAGGAGUUUCGGUCAUUUUUUCCCUUUUUGUGUCUCUGUAGGGAUUUUAGAUAUGUUCCUUAUUUUUAAAGGGCUGAUCAUUUUUUUAAAUCAGUUUAUUGUUGAGGAAUGAAAUUUUCAUAGUACAUGUAUUACAUGAUAUGAGAGGAUGGUCCGGUAGAGUUAAGUAUUACGUUUGGGGGUUAGUUAUGAAAGCCAUGCUCAUGGACACUGAGAAACCCACAAGUAUUUUCCUUAUGCAAGGAGGCACGAGUGGCACUCACGCAAUAUCUCUUCAUUAGUUUAUCUAAAAGUGGAUCACUACAGGGAAAGACAGUCCAUUUUUCAUUACAUUUUCCAAGGGCAUUUCCAGUGGCAUGAAAAGACAUCAGGUCGACAUGAACAGGAACAUUUAAAAAACCAGCAUAUUUUAAAAUGUUUACCAAAAAAAGACAAAAAAAAUAUAUACAGUAUAUAUGUUAAGUAGUGCCUGUUUCAGCUCAAAGUCUCAUUAGACUUUCAUUGUACAUAAAAACAACAUAUUAAUUUUAUUUGGGAAUUACACAAAAACAUGUGGGUUGCUUAUUCCUGUAACCCCCCACCCAACCCCCCUGCCCUUCAGGUUUUAUGUGACGUGUCCUCUUUAUACGUUUUGUGCUCUGUUCAAUUUUGAAAAUUUGAGUGCCCUGGUGUCUCAGUAUUUCUUUGAUGAGAUUAAGUAAAUAGUUGGGCAGUGUGUUUCUUUAGAUUGUCAAUGCUACACUUAGUACUACAGUAGAUUUUAAAUAUGCUUGCCAGCUCCACAGCAGGGUUGAUUUUUCUAAGGUCUUGUGGCACUUUUACACCCUUGGAAAACACAUUUGUAACACAACAACAACAAUUUAACAAAUGUAAUAAGGUUGUAUCAGCCUUUAAUGAGUGAAGUAACACAAAAAGUGUGCGAACAAAAAUGCAAAAGGCAAUGUAAACUCCUGAAUGUACAUUAUGGAUGAUUAAAAAAAAUCAGGUAUACUUUGAGAAUCUGUACAGCGAAGGCCUUUGAUUUUCAGCUGUUUCAUUUUGAUUUUGAGUUCUACAGUUUUCAUAUACGGUGUUGCCUUUAAGCUAGCUGCAUUUUGGUGUAGGGGCUAAAACUGCCACAAGAUUUCAAAUGUGUGUAAAUAAUGCUUGACUUUUUGUGAUUGUUACUGUUAUAUCCAGCCUAUACUGCUAGCAGCUGUUUUUACUGCAGUCAAUUACUGGAAGUGGAUAUAUUUCCUAUGCAAAACUGUUUAAACAAUAAAAUGAGCUAUGCUACAAAA
Trichomycterus rosablanca is the source of this 7951-nucleotide messenger RNA. RefSeq names its product nuclear factor 1 B-type. Lineage: Eukaryota; Metazoa; Chordata; Actinopteri; Siluriformes; Trichomycteridae. The transcript is spliced from 12 exons. Gene Ontology annotation, molecular function: DNA-binding transcription factor activity, RNA polymerase II-specific; RNA polymerase II cis-regulatory region sequence-specific DNA binding. Gene Ontology annotation, cellular component: nucleus. The coding region runs from base 311 to 1978 and encodes 555 amino acids. The record is from RefSeq and is a predicted model, not a curated record. Gene Ontology annotation, biological process: regulation of transcription by RNA polymerase II.